Fonsecaea multimorphosa CBS 102226 is the source of this 1287-nucleotide messenger RNA. RefSeq lists its product as uncharacterized. The transcript has a single exon. Bases 1 to 1287 code for a protein of 428 amino acids. Lineage: Eukaryota; Fungi; Ascomycota; Eurotiomycetes; Chaetothyriales; Herpotrichiellaceae. Gene Ontology annotation, molecular function: FMN binding; oxidoreductase activity. The record is from RefSeq and is a predicted model, not a curated record.
AUGGCCUCAGGGGCUUUUGAGCCGCUACUCUUGCCCAAUGGGACAUGGCUCAAGAAUCGAAUCGGCAAGGCAGCCAUGGAGGAGAAAAUGUCCGAUGUCCAAAGACACUGCCAGCCGUCGCCGGGGCUGUUGGGACUGUACAGCGCCUGGGGCAAGGGUGGUGCUGGCUUGAUAUUGAGCGGGAACAUCAUGCUCGAUCCCACUGCCAUGUCGUGUCCGGGCGACGUGCUUCUUGCGCCCGAUGUCGAGCCCCUGGACGAAAGCCGCUGGCGGGAAUGGGUCCAGGCGACACGCAGCGGAGGAGCGCAGUUCUGGUUCCAGCUCAACCACCCCGGGCGACAAAUCAAAAAGGGCGCAGGGCUUCCCGUCUACGCGCCGUCGGCCGUCAAAAUGGACAUGGGAUCCUUCAGCAACAUGUUCCAAACGCCGAUUGCCAUGACCGAGGCGCAGAUUCACGACGUCAUCUCCCGGUUUACGUGGGCAGCCGAGAAGGCCGAACAGCUGGGUGCCGACGGUGUCGAGAUCCAUGCUGCUCAUGGCUACCUCAUCUCGCAGUUCCUGUCGCCCCUCUCCAACAGGCGGACUGAUCAAUGGGGAGGUCCUCUGGAGAAUCGUGCGCGGCUGUUGUUCGAGGUGGUCAAGUCUGUGCGCGCCAAAGUGUCGCCGAAGUUCGGCGUCGGCGUCAAGAUCAACACGGCCGACUUCCAGAGAGGCGGCUUCGAUGUGGACGAUCUCUUCUGGGUGGCCAAGCAGUUGAACAACUACCAGCUUGAUCUGCUGGAGAUUUCUGGAGGCAACUAUGAAUCACCGGUCAUGGCCACGGGCGUGGCACAGGACGACAAGGCCUCUAGCACCGCUCGACGCGAAGCAUACUUCCUGCAAGUGGCCGCGCAGCUCAAAGACGUCGUCCAGAUGCCCGUUAUGGUCACGGGAGGCAUCUCCCGCAAAGCCGUCGUGGAGGAGGUGGUCGGCACGGGCACCCAACUCAUCGCCGGCGUGGGAACGGCCAUGGGUCUCGUCCCGGACUUGCCCAACCGGUGGGCCCGUGGCGAAGACCCCGCGCCUGCCCUCUCCCGCAGCAGGAUCCUGCCAAAGCCUCUGGCUGCGGUGGCCAAGACCUCGUGCGUCCAAGUGAGCUUCCACAUGAUCGGGCGAGGCUGGCGGCCGUGGAAGGGCGUCUGGCCCGUGCUGGCGCUGUUAGUAGUGAACGCGAUCGAGUCGAGGCAGAUGAGGGUCUACAAGAAAUGGGUGCAUCAACAAUUUGGACAGAAACACAAACACCUGUGA